AGAUUGUGUUCUUUUUUCCGGUUUGAGCUAUCUUGAUCGAAUCUGGAGAGAAUCAACAAAUCGAUGGAUUUACCUGAAGAAUGUUGGGAAUUGAUCUGCAAAGCUAUCGAUGAAGAUGAUUAUCGAUUCCUGGAAUCUGUUUCACUCGUAUCAACCAUGUUCCUCUCAAUCACCAAUCGCGUUCGCUCUACUUUCGUCGUCACCGAUCGAACUGUUCCUUUCCUCAAUCGCCAUCUCCUUCGAUUCCGGAACUUGAAGCGAAUCAGGUUCUCUGAUUUCAAUCAGGAUCUCAAUUCGAUUCUUCUCCAGGUUUCGCGUUCCGGUUUGGAUUUCGAAUCGGUAGAUGUUUCGCAAAUGAGGUAUUUUCCAGAUUUUGAGAAAUCGGGGACGAUGAUGAAGAAUGUCAAGGAAUUGAAAUGUUAUGGAGUUGGGGGUUUUCGAGAUAGCGAUCUGGUUUCGAUCGGAGUGAAUUUUCCGUUCCUAGAGAAGCUGGACAUAAGCUAUCCUAAUUCUAUUCCGAGUCGAGUCUCGGAUUCUGGUGUUAUCGAGCUUUCGUCGAAUCUCAAGGGUUUGUUGAAGAUUAACAUUUCUGGUAAUAGUUUCAUCACAGAUAAAUCUUUGAUUGCUCUCUCGCAGAAUUGUGUUCUCUUGAGAGAGAUAAUCUUCCGUGACUGCGAUUUCAUUUCGUCGGAUUGCAUCAAAUUCGUUCUGCGCAAUUCGCGGAACUUGGAGUCUCUAGCGAUCAACGGAAUCGGAUUGAGGCCGAGGGAGUCUUUAUCAAGCGAUGCUUUCUUGUUUGCUCGUUGUUUGACUGAGCUUGAUCUUUCGGAUUCAUUUCUAUCCGAUGAGUUGCUUUGUUUGAUUGCUGAUGCCAAGUUACCUCUAAAGAAGCUUCUUCUCUCCGAUUGCCAUGGUUUUACUUUUGAUGGGAUCUUGUAUCUGCUGGCUAAGUACCAAACACUAGUUCACUUGAACCUUAAAGGAGCAAAUUUCCUCUCUGAUGAGAUGGUUAUGGAAUUAGGGAUGUUCUUUCGGAGUUUAACCUUUUUGAACCUUAGUUUCUGUUCCAAGCUAACUGGUCUAGCAUUCUUUAGUAUCAUUGAAAGAUGUGUUUCCCUGAGGUGCAUGAUAAUGGUAGGGACGAACUUUGGAGUCGAAGAAUAUUCCAAGGAACUGGAUAUCAAGUCAGGGAUCAAGUUUUUGUACUUAUCUAGAAACCACAAUUUGCGCGAUGAGUGUCUCAAGAAAAUAUCACGGCAUUGCCCUUUUUUAGAAAGUCUUGACGUGGCUCAGUGUCCUGGCAUCACGAGAGAUGGGAUUCUUGAAGUUUGGAGGAAUUGUGGUGAGCUAAGAUCUCUGGAUAUCAGCAGAUGCACUGGCAUAAGGAGUCUUGGUGUAGUAGACUUUGAGCUUCCAAAGUUGGAGUCUUUGCGAGCAUGUGGAACUUGGAUCGAUGACGAAGCCUUGGAUAUGAUCAGCAAAAGAUGUAGAGGGUUGUUGCAUCUUGAUCUGCAAGGAUGCUUGAAUGUGAGUUCAAGAGGGGUGAAGAAAGUUGUGCAGAGUUGCAUACGCUUAAGAGAGAUAAACCUUAAGUAUUGUGAAGCUGAUAAUAAAAUGUUCACUUGGAUGGUUUUUGCGAAUCCAUCUCUUAGGAAAAUCGUACCGCCAUGUGGUUUUUCUCCAACUAAAAAACUCGAGAACUUCUUGCUGCGUCAUGGAUGUGUAAUCUCCCAGGAUUCUUCUGAGUUGCUUUCUAUAGCAUACCGUGCCAAUGGAAGAGAUGAUGACACAUUGACUAGACUGAUUAUUUGAGCUGAGAAAGUCAGAUUCAUUUGUGAAGAAAAAGAUAUCAGCAUAAUGGUUUGAAUGGAGAAACAGGGGUUAACCUUUCUUUGGGUUUAUAUUUUUCACUUUCGUUGUAAUAAAAUUGUCAAGCCAAA
Messenger RNA from Arabidopsis arenosa, 1940 nucleotides. The record is from the annotation of a GenBank genome assembly. Lineage: Eukaryota; Viridiplantae; Streptophyta; Magnoliopsida; Brassicales; Brassicaceae.